AUGCCACCCCCAAUCCGAACUUUCUGGAACCAACCUUGGGCCAGCUACAAUACGGCCUUGCAGGAGUGCGAUCAUUGUCAACUAACGUUUACACUCUACGACUGCGGAUGCGUCAGAAUGACUCUCCCUCAUUUCGACGAAGAUCCUCUUAGUACAUCAUGCAGAAUUUAUCCUCCUUCCGAAUACUCCUUCAAGCCCAAACCAACCACAAGACCCAAAAUUUUCUACAAGCGAAGAAAUGACGGUUGUGGAAGAGUCAAUGAAAGCGAUUGUAGAUGGGAUGCGAAAAAAGAAACACCAUGUCCAUAUGAACUCAACAGCCGUGGAGAUUGCGAAGACUAUGUUCACAUCUACAAGAAAUGUACUCAUGUAAGAAUGCGCUUUGUGGGAAGGUGUCAGAAUGAAGAGAAUCGAUAUAAUCGAGGAGAACCGCCGAUACAUGUGCCACAUAUUGUUGGUGGUGUUGUAGACGAUUUCUGCAGUCGAGAAUGCCUGGAUAAACAAGCAGUUCUUGAUGAGGAACAACAAACUUUGGAAGAGGAAAUGGCUCGAAGAAUUGAGAGUGAAGCUCAGGCAAGAAAUGAGACAGAAAGAUCUCAUAAUUAUGAUAUGGAGACAAACAAAACCGGGCCACUCAAAGACCUCGCAGUCCGAGAACUCACGAUAGUGCUUCGACAUCGUCGACUUCUUUGA
Molecule: messenger RNA, 693 nt
Organism: Botrytis porri
Lineage: Eukaryota; Fungi; Ascomycota; Leotiomycetes; Helotiales; Sclerotiniaceae
Exons: 1
Coding region: 1-693 (230 amino acids)
Source: RefSeq, a predicted model, not a curated record